Molecule: messenger RNA, 2981 nt
Organism: Ostrinia nubilalis (European corn borer)
Lineage: Eukaryota; Metazoa; Arthropoda; Insecta; Lepidoptera; Crambidae
Product: 28 kDa heat- and acid-stable phosphoprotein
Exons: 6
Coding region: 165-686 (173 amino acids)
Cellular component (GO): cytosol
Molecular function (GO): RNA binding
Source: RefSeq, a predicted model, not a curated record
ACUUUUAAAUGCCGAUAUCCGUUUCCUGUAAGACGUCAACGCCAAAACUAUCCUAUUUUUCUAAUAUUUUGGUGAUUUUGGUUUCCAUCUCAAACCACGCAGUAAAAUCUAAUACAACUACCAUCAUAAUCUGAAACCUAAUCGUUCUUUCAGCUAAAUUCAUCAUGCCGCGUGGUAAAUAUACCAACCAUAAAGGUCGCAACCGUAAAUUUACUAGCCCUGAAGAACUUGAGGAACAGAGAAAGCAGGAAGAGCUAAAACAAAAAUGGAGGAAAGAACACGCAGACAGCUCUAGUGAAGAGGAAGAGUCUGGAGAUAACAAAUCAGGGUCUGGAAGUAGUGAUGAAAGUGACUCCGAUGAGGAUCAUCCUACUAAAGCAAAAGGAGUCUCUGGGCUUAUUGAAGUAGAAAAUCCAAACCGAGUAGUAAAGAAAAAUAAGAAAUUAUCUAAUUUGAAUACUAGCUUAGGAGAAGGAGAGAAACCUCAAUUAUCUAGGCGUGAACGCGAAGAAAUUGAAAGGCAACGCGCGGCGGCAGCGUAUCAAAAGGCCCACGCAGAAGGCAAGACGGAGCAGGCCCGCGCAGACCUGGCCCGAUUGGCAAUCAUCCGCCAGCAGAGAGAGGAGGCUGCCAAGCGGAGAGAGGCCGAGAAGAAAGCCAAGGAGGAGGUCCCUAAGAAGAGGUAGAUAAAUAUGAGCUCCAAUGAGAAUGUUUCACCACUCGCUGUUUUAUGCCCAUAAUCUCAGCUAGGUUAAGCUUUCAAAAUCGCCCUCAACCCCCACUAAAAAUUAAAACAAAUCGUGUAUAACUAUUUUGUCCCAAACUAAGGAAUUGCAUGUCAUUGUUAGUAAUUAAUAAAGUACGCAUAAUAAAAUACCUGUAUGUUAUGUAAAAUUUUGAUUUUGUAAAGCUUUCCUAGCGUCGAUGUUUGAUUUUUGUCCUCUUACGGGCUUAGAUUAAUAAAACCUAGAUAGAUAGUCAGUGCACGAAAGGUGAGGCAAAUUUUAGUGAGCCUGAAUGGCUCACUCGUAAACGUCACAUGAACUGUCAAAGUGAAAAAUUGGUAAACACGUCCGACGACUUUUAAUUAAUUAAGACGGUUUGUGCUGUGAAAGGGUGUCUAAAUACAUCAGAAAAACGAAAGAAAGUGACCAGUGUUACAUUUCAUAAGUAAGUACUACGAUUCGACGCGUAUUUUGCUUGAAUUUGGCUUUCAAAAAUUAAAUACGGGAAUAAUACCAGUAACAAGAAAAUUUAUUUCCCAAUUGUUCGCCGUACAAAUACACUUCCUUUUUUAUGAAAUCGAGACUUUUAAGUCGAUUUAUCUUAUUGUAAUUAGGUAGGUACUUUGAAUUCAAUAAAUAAGUAAGUACAUGAUGCGUUUUGUUUUUGUUAAUUAUAAAAUAAUUAAAAACGUAUUAAAAAUUUCCCUACUUUCGGGAAAAUCGCCUUCACUGUCUACACUCCCCAACAAAAUUGACACUAAUGACAUAAGAUUUUUACCUCACUCUUGACGAAGCGUUUGUAUAGUUCCAAAAUUCUGAACUGUCCUAUGGAUGACAUUGACAGAGGGGCGCCACCGUCAAUACCGGAUCGCUGGUUCAGAUUUUUGCCAUGUUUGAAACCAUAUAGUUGAACGAUGGUAGCGCCCCCCUGUCAUUGAGUUUGGUGGGACAGUUCAGCGUGGGUCAUCUAUAUGAAGACUAUCCAUCUAGGUUUUAUUAAUCUAAGCUUACGGGAAUAUUUUAUAUGUAAGUAAAUUAAAUUGAUGCAUUACAUCUUGAAAUAUAUUUUGUGAUGUUUAAAUAAACUUUAUAAAGUAUAUUAAAUUUGUAAGAGGGCAGCAAUGCUUACCGUGUGGUAAAAAAAUUGACAAGCACUUAAUACGACAACUUUAUACAUUGUAGUCCAAACGUUGUUGACUAUUUGGAACCUAAAUCAAGUCUGUUACAUUAAAAUAUGAGUGAGUGUAAUAUCCAGAAGGUCCUUUUGUACUCAUAACGUGUACUUGUUGCGUAUUCAAGUAGGUAAUUUUUAAUACAAAGGCGUUUAUAAGAUCUCUGUUUGUUUUUGCAAUCUUUAAGGAAUUGUUAUUACCUUCUUAAUACAUGCCAGUGUAAUAGACCUUAAUGGGCUUAAAUACAAAUAAACUCAACAUAAUAUUACUUGUUAAAUAUAAUAAUAAACGCAUUGAGUUUGAGAGUCUACUGCGUUAGCAUGCGUAAUUUUUACCUACCGAUAUUAGCGCCAUUUUUUACGAAGUAAGAAUUGUUAGUAAACCAUAACCUACAAAUACUUUUUUGACUAAUGGCCGGUUUCUGUAUUCAAAGGAUCGUCUCUCUAUCCCUUUCUAUUAUGAUAAGUUAGAACGGUAUGCUAUUUGUAACAUUCUGAGUAAUUAUAAUAGGAUGUCCCGUUCUAAUUUGAAGGUAGACAGGGACAGAUACACGGUUAAAAUCAAGCUUUUUGUAUUUGACCAAGCACUAUUGAAACCCGUGAUUAAAACUUCAGAAAUAAUUGUUGAUUAUAGAACCCGGUUAUAAUCUAGGUAGGCGUAUUACGUAGACUAAAUAAAUACUAUUUUUUGUUGUUUUCGUAAGUUCAAUUAACAAUUAUUAUACUUUCAUACUAAUACAAUUUAUUAAAUAUGGGCCAUUUGUAAAUGAGGGUAUGCAAUAAAAUAUCGUCUAUUUUAACAUUUUCCUUGUAAAAUACAUGUAAAGAUAUAAAAUAAAAAAUAAUGAGAACUUUGAAUUGUUAUUUAUAUUUUUCCAUAGUAUUCUACUAUUUAUAUUGGAAAAUUGAGCAAUAUUAGUCAAUUUAGUUAAAAUACAUGUUUGAUUACAUGAGUAUGUUUUACCUUUAUUAAUGGACUUAGGUAUGAAAAUUUCCAAUGAAUUUAUUGCUUAGUCUAUUGUUAGCCUCACUGGACUUUUUAUAAUGCAAUUGUGUAUCUGUACAAAUAAAAAUGGUAAACGAAA